AUGAGCCUGCUGUCAGCCAUCGACACGGGCGGCGCGUCGGUGUACCAGCCGGCCCAGCUGCUGAAUUGGGUGUACCUGUCCCUGCAGGACACCCACCAGGCCAGCGCCUUCGACGCCUUCAGGCCCGAGCCGGCCGGACCCUCCCACCCGGAGCUGGGCUACGGCAAGGGCAGCCCCGACCAGCUGGCCUCGCCCCUCCACUCCAGCUAUCUCAACAGCUUCUUCCAGCUGCAGCGCGGAGAGGCGCUGAGCAGCAGUCUGUAUAAGAGUGCAUCUCCCUAUGGCUCCCUCAACAACAUCGUGGACGGACUCAGCUCCCUGACCGAGCACUUCUCUGAUCUGUCCCUCUCCUCAGAGGCCAGGAAGCCCAGCAAAAGACCACCCCCCAACUACCUGUGCCACCUCUGUUUCAACAAGGGACACUAUAUCAAAGACUGCCCUCAGGCUCGCCCCAAAGGUGAAGGGCUGACUCCGUACCAGGGCAAGAAGCGAUGUUUUGGGGAGUACAAGUGCCCCAAGUGCAAGAGAAAAUGGAUGAGUGGAAACUCCUGGGCCAACAUGGGCCAAGAAUGUAUCAAGUGCCACAUCAAUGUGUAUCCUCACAAACAGACUCGUGUCCACAGUGGGAGUUGGGCGGCGAGACUUGGAACCAUGUCUGUUUCCAGUCAACCUCCACAACCUCCACGUGCAAGGUCCCUAUGAAGCAAGAACUAACCUCUGUUUCCCCUUUCUGUUGACCUCUAGGGUCAAUGAAUCCUGUCUGUUCAGUGCUUUAGUGGAGAAUUUUAACAUCUUCAUAACCUCCUCACCUGGACCUCAAUCUCCUUUCUCUGAGGGAGCACUAGGAGUGUGAGGCUCAAAGGGAAACUUUAGGCAGGACCCCCUGUAGAGUCAGAGCAAGGAUCAAGAUCAGUAUCCUCCCUCCCCUUGGGAUCUGGGGAUCUUUAUCCAUGGAAAAAAUCAGGGAUAUUGUGGGGAAGAAAGGGAUGUGUGGAGCACUAAGGGAUGAGGAAUAGAGUCUCUUGUGAAGGGCUCCCCUGAAGCAAAGCUAUAGGUUGGAACAUGGAAUAAGGAAAAAGGAACAUUGAGGGAUGACCCCCAAGACCAUUCCCUUCCUAUAAACUCCGGAUGAUAUUUGGGAUUCUACUUUCUGGGUUUCUGUGAGGGGCCAAGAAGCAUUAUAAGUUCAUCAUUCUCAUUCCAAAAUGGGUAUCAUACCCUUAAUAAUUGUAAUCAC
Molecule: messenger RNA, 1237 nt
Organism: Tachyglossus aculeatus (Australian echidna)
Lineage: Eukaryota; Metazoa; Chordata; Mammalia; Monotremata; Tachyglossidae
Gene: ZCCHC24
Product: zinc finger CCHC-type containing 24
Exons: 4
Coding region: 1-702 (233 amino acids)
Molecular function (GO): zinc ion binding; nucleic acid binding
Source: RefSeq, a predicted model, not a curated record